This is a messenger RNA of Gossypium arboreum, 1337 nucleotides long. RefSeq lists its product as uncharacterized. Bases 228 to 1148 code for a protein of 306 amino acids. The record is from RefSeq and is a predicted model, not a curated record. The transcript is spliced from 5 exons. Lineage: Eukaryota; Viridiplantae; Streptophyta; Magnoliopsida; Malvales; Malvaceae.
AUUAAACCCAAAAUCAUUUCAAAAUCCCCGGUCAUAUCCGAAGUCGCUUAUGCUUCCCGCCCUCACAUCACAUAAACACAUACAAAUAUUCUGUUUCCCUUUAAAACCCUUUUCUUUUUCUUAUGAGCUUUUUCCUCACAUUUUCGUAUUCAUUUGAUCAUUUCCUCUUCGAUUCUCAACAGCAGAUUUAAGCUGAAUUCGGGUUUUUUUCCCCAUAAUAUUUCAGAAUGAACGGAGAUAAUUUUACAGACGGAAUACCCAAAUUCCGUUCAAUUUUGGGUGACAUUACAAAUCGAGCAGUUAAAAGGGGGUUUUCGUCAAUUUCGGAUAAUGUAGGGUUUAAUUCCAAAGAAGAAGCAAGCUACCGAUUUACAAAACAAGUUUGUUUAGGAGAAGAAAAUUCGAUCAAAGAGAAUCCUAAAACCCCCCAAUUUGAACCAAACCCUAAUACUUCUUCUACUUGUAGUGGGGAAACUGACACAUCCAAAGAGGGUUUGGUGCCGGUUAAUGAGAAAGUUAGCGAGGUUAUAGAACGGUUUGAUUUGUCUGAUAGUGACGAUAGAUUAGAUCAAGGUGAAGGCAUUACACAAGCAAGGGGCACAUUGGAUGAUAGUUGUAGGAAUGAUAGUAAGGAUCUUGGCGUUGGUAGACUAGCGUCGAGUGAAGGUGGCUGUGUCGAGUGGUUAAGGUUGCCUAAGUCUUCGUCGCAAGGUUUUCGAUCAUUUGAGCUGGAGAGGUGCGUGGGACUCAAGAAUGAUGGUUCUAAUUUGAAUGCUGGUGCUGAUAUGCUCAAAGCUUGCUCUUGUUCUUUUUGCUUGAAAGCUGCUUAUAUUUGGUCGGACCUUCAUUAUCAAGAUACCAAGGGUCGAAUAGCUGUUUUGAAGAGAAGUCAGAAAGAAGCAAGCAUUUUGGUUCAGAAAAGUUGCAGUGGGAAAGAAACUGACAUUCAAAACCUGGGAAAUCCCAAUAAAUCUUCAAAAUUAGAAUCUGAUCUCACAAGUCAGUGGAGAUCACUCUUUCUUAACAUGGAGGAUAUAUUUGUUCAUGAAAGCAACCAGCUUCAAGCCAGUUACAUUCAACUAAAAGAUUUGAGGGACAAUUGCAAGAUGGAUCUGGAGCGGAUAACAGGGAUGCCUUCAAAGAGAUAGGAGUGUGCUUGCAAUGUUUCUUAUGAAUGUAAGAUCUCCCUGCUACUCUAAUUUCCAGCAACUUGUAUUUGUAUGUUUGCACAUGCAUUUGCCUAUAACAACAUUAUAUAGCUUCUUUCGUUAUCCUUAAUGUGUUGUCAAAAACUGUAAAAUGUAUGAUCUCAGUUUAUGAUUCCUUUUGUUUUCUAA